UCCCUCUUAAGACAAUCCUCCGCCAAGGCAGAGCCCAGACAUAAAAAGGUCGGGCUGGCUGGAAAAACCAUCACCUCUGCUGUGUGGUGGACUCAGAGCACCAACGCCAUGGCCAGCCCCAGUCUCGCUUGCUGCCUGCUUUGCCUAGUGGCUCUGGCCUCUGCCUGCUACAUCCAGAACUGUCCCCUGGGCGGCAAGAGGGCUGCACUGGACAUGGACAUUCGCAAGUGCCUCUCCUGCGGCCCCAAAGGCGAAGGGACCUGUUUCGGGCCUUACAUCUGCUGCCAUGAGGAGCUGGGCUGCUACAUCCGCACCACAGAGACUCUACCCUGCCUGAAGGAGAGCAACCUGCCCACGCCCUGCCAGUCGGAUGCAGGGAAUUGGGCCACUGCGUCACCCUGGGAUCUGCUGCAAUUUGAGUGA
Molecule: messenger RNA, 423 nt
Organism: Phodopus roborovskii (desert hamster)
Lineage: Eukaryota; Metazoa; Chordata; Mammalia; Rodentia; Cricetidae
Product: oxytocin-neurophysin 1-like
Exons: 2
Coding region: 109-423 (104 amino acids)
Cellular component (GO): secretory granule; extracellular region
Molecular function (GO): neurohypophyseal hormone activity
Source: RefSeq, a predicted model, not a curated record